UUCUGAUACAGAAGGGUUCCAGUUUCAGAACUCUCAGAGCCAUCGUCCCCACAAACAAAACACACACAACACACACUUGCAACCACCGCCGGUUUUGCAUUUCAACAAAUUUUGAAAUUCCGAAAGAGGCGGGAGCCAAUCGGAGAGGAGCGGGCUUGUACGGAAGAAGGCGGCAAGUAUUUAUAUAUAACAGAUGGAGGAGACGAAGAAGCGGAAGCUAGACGAAAUCGGAAACGGCCGUUCCUUACCCAACUUGAAUGAUACGGCGCCGUCUUCAACCCUUGAAGAAUUGCGUACGCUGCUUGACCCCCUCGCUAAGCCGCUGCUCGUCAAUCUCCUUGCUAGAGCAGGUUCCCAAUAUGCUUCUAUUGCCGAAGAAAUUAAAAGUGUUGCAAGUGCUGAUCCUGCCCUUCGAAAGCUUUUUGUUCGUGGUUUAGCAUGGGAUACUACUUCAGAAACUUUGUGUGAUGCCUUUCAAGAGCAUGGUGAGAUCGAAGAGGGUGCUGUGAUUUACGACAAAGCCACGGGAAAAUCACGUGGUUAUGGUUUUAUCACCUUUAAAGAUAUGGAGUCAGCUCAGAAUGCACUAAAAGCACCAAGUAAAAUGAUUGAUGGUCGUAUGGCUGUAUGUAACCUUGCAAGUGAAGGCUUAAGCAGCACCAGCGCCACACAGGAUCAAUCCCAAAGGAAGCUAUACAUUGGAGGUUUGUCACCCGAGAUAACUAGCGAAAUAUUGCUCUCCUUCUUUGGGAGAUAUGGGGAUAUUGACGAAGGCUCUGUUGCAUAUGACAAGGACUCGAAGAAAUCCCGCGGCUUCGGCUUUGUUACUUACAAGACUGCUGAGGCAGCAAAAAGAGCUAUAGAAGACCCUCAAAAGAUGCUCGGAGGAAGAAAUGUGACGGUGAAGCUUGCUGAUAAUCACAAAGGAAAAGUCGGGCAAUCACAGGCGCCAGUAAAUAUGAGUGGUGGAUAUCAACAACAGAGUGGCGGAACUGGAAACCCUAUUGGAUAUAGUUAUACACAACAUAUGGCGGCUGCGGCAUAUCAAACUGGUUCGUACGCAAGUCCAGCAGCAGCAGCUUCUCAUUACUCGGCUCAGUCGCAAUAUUCUUAUCCACAGUAUGAUUAUAGGACAGAUACUCCGCCACCUCAGCACUCGUCUUUUGCUGGAUACCCUUACCACAUGCCAAAGCAAUAGCCACCUCAACUCAACUAUAGGAUGGGAUGUUUUUCGAGCAGUUGUGAUUAGGCUAAUUAGGUUUGCUUAAUUACUUUUUGACUGUUUUUGUUAAUUGUCUCUCUUAGCUCUAUGCUUCUUUACUUCUCUUUGAUAUUUUCUCAUCUU
Molecule: messenger RNA, 1345 nt
Organism: Erythranthe guttata (spotted monkey flower)
Lineage: Eukaryota; Viridiplantae; Streptophyta; Magnoliopsida; Lamiales; Phrymaceae
Product: UBP1-associated protein 2C
Cellular component (GO): nucleus
Molecular function (GO): RNA binding
Source: RefSeq, a predicted model, not a curated record